Molecule: messenger RNA, 2291 nt
Organism: Filobasidium floriforme
Lineage: Eukaryota; Fungi; Basidiomycota; Tremellomycetes; Filobasidiales; Filobasidiaceae
Exons: 7
Coding region: 301-1923 (540 amino acids)
Biological process (GO): macroautophagy
Cellular component (GO): fungal-type vacuole membrane
Source: RefSeq, a predicted model, not a curated record
CCUGCUGCCUCGGCCGCCCCCUCUUUGCCGCGUCAUCAUCCCUUUCCCCACAUUCCCUCCUCGUUCCCUCGUCCUCCCCGCCGAACCUUGCGAUCAACCCUCCCCGACGUCUCCGCAGGAGCCCGAGAUUGCGCAACUGCGUCUGCGAACGUUCGACACAGCCAUCGGUACACGACACACACCACGGAAUGUAUAUAUAAGGUAGAGAGACAGCGAGACAGGUAACCGUAGUCCUUUCGUCCGUAUCCUGCCUACCCUUUCCCUUUGCCUCAACGACCGCCUGUUCAAACCAUUUUGAUCAUGCGUUUCACCUCACUCGCCCCACUCGCCGCCCUCUUGGGCACGGCGACCACCGCCACCGCGCUCGUUCUCCCUUGGAACAACGAGAACGCCAACGCCGCCGAUGAGAUCCCAACCCUGUCGAUCUCUGACUGGCAAAAGGUCCGAUCGAUGGGAUUCGACCAAGUCAGGACCGCCGGCAAGUUGGCUGACGACUUCGUCAAGACGAUCGUCAAUGACCUCGAGGACGUCUCCUCCGAGUGGCGCGGAGAGACCAGGGACCAGGAUGAUCAGUUGACCAUCUGGCAGCUCUUGAACCAGGACAAGGACAGGUACUCCAAGCUCUUAAAGGCCAUCGAGAUUGAAGGUGGCAACGCCAAGAAGAUCCUCGACGACCGGGACGCUAGCAUUACCUUCUUUGCUCCUGAAAACUCUGGUAUCCCUGACCCUCACCACAAGGAUCACGACCACGACCACUUUGCCUCGUUUGACCGCGCGAUCGAGAACCUGCAAUCUAACCCUACCCUCGACAACCUCUUGAGGGUACACGAUUUGCACUCGCAGAGGUUGUUUGAGCGGGACGAGGACCACCACCACCGAGGUCCUCACAAGGGACACGAGGGUGAUGAUGACGAGAAGAAGAAGAGGAUCUUCAAAUUCAUCUUGGGAGAGAUCUUGAAGUACCACGGUUUACCCCAGGCUUUGAGUGCUACCGAGUUGGCCAACAACAAGACCGUCGCCACCGCCCUCUACCCGAAGUUUGGCGCCAACGACGGUCAACCCCUGCGAAUCCACCUCGAGAAAAAGGCCCUUCCUCCUUCGCUCGAGCUCAACUUCUACGCCAAGGUUGUUGCCACCCACUCGGACCGCAAGGCCAUCAACGGUUACUUGCACGAGAUCGACCACCCCUUGUUGCCUCCUCCUAGCGUCUUGACCAGUGCCUUCUUCGUUAGAGAGUUUGACACGUUCACUACUGCUAUUCAGAAGAUCGGAGAAACCAGCGCCGUUGCAUUCGAGUUCUCGCCCAAGGAAUCCAAGGCCGAGCACCACCCCGUCUUCCGUGGAAACCCCGCCAUCACUGCCUUUUUGCCCACCUCGGACGCUUUCAAGAAGUUGCCCGAGAAGCUCCAGUUCUUCCUCUUCUCCCCCUUCGGAGAGAACGUCAUGAGGAAGCUCCUCGGCUACCACAUCAUUGACAAGUAUGUCAUCUUCACCGAGUCGAUCCACAAGGUCGGGACCAAGGGACACAGGGACCCUCACCAGCACCACGGCCACCACGGUGACCAUGACCACGAGAAGAGGUCUUCCUGGUUCGAGGACGAGAUCGAGGCGUUGUUCAUGCAAGGCGACGACUCGACCUUCCACAUCGAGGAAGAGUUCCCGACCAUGCUUCCUAAUGCUAGCGUCAAGGUCACCAUCGACAAGUCCAAGGUCGUCCCCCUUCCCGGCGCCUCGAGGACCACCUUGAAGGUCAAUGGCGUCGAAGCCGAGACCGUCGACGGAGUCGCUCUCAACGGAGCCAUUCACGUGUUGCCUGAGGUUCUCAAGCCUCCUCACGAGCACCACGACGAGGAGGGUAACCUCGUCGAAUCGAGCUGGGAGAACUGGGAGCAAUGGCUCGUCCAGUGGGCCGACACUCAGUAGAGUAUUUAGCUCGAAUCCUCUCUGAUGCUGUAAAGCCUCGUCGUUUGCCUUUCCGAAGCGCUCGAUGAGCAGCGAUACAGACCCGGUUCGAGAGGAGUUAUGGGAAAGGCUCAGUCGCCCUUCUCUUCCUCCUGCCCAGUCGAGAAACCAGUUCCAAAGAGUGUCUUUCUAGCCAAUACAAGUAAAAACGCAAUACAAUGUAGCUCGAAGUAAAUUCGUCAAAGAAAAGAUGUAUCCCCCAUGUUCAGAUUGAAUCGAUUAUCUACAUCGUUCUACCUCUUAUCGACGUUCCAGUAACUUGCCCCGGCGGCACUUAGCUCGAAAUUGAUGUCGUCACGCUUCCUGAUGUCGGACAUGCGCGCCCUGAG